AUGGAACAGGUCAUUAAAAAUAUGACGGGAAUCAAGCCUUUUAGUAAUGCUUAUGAUCUUUUCGAUAUGACCAGAUAUACAAAUGGCGCCUCCAAGCUUAUGGAGUAUUACGCAGACCUGGGACCACAUUUCACAUACAAUCUCUUUCCAUACGGAUUCACGUUUGAGAGCAUCAGCUUUGGACAGAUGGCUGCACCGUAUGAGGGUUUGAAACACGACUGGGAAAGUGUAAUCAAGACGCUUACUGGCAGCGAUGAAAAUGGUGGGCUAAAAAAACUUAAAACGAUUUUGGAUGGUGAGAAAUGUACUCCAGCUCCGCCUCCAAAACCACGACCUAGGCCGGCGCCUGCGCCUAGGCCCCCGAGACCUGCCAGACCUGCGCCACCACCCAAGCCCACAACAGGUAACUCAUCCGGAGCUCAAGGUUUCAGAGGAGCCGGAGGGAAUCGAAAUAGCGGAAAUGGCGGCCAGAUGGAGUCUGGUGCGAGACGGGUAAAAGGAAGUGGAGGGGCAGGGUAUCGCAGGGGAAGUGGCGCCCAACGUAGCGCCACUCAAGUGAAAUCAGUGGCUCAGAGUCGUACAGCUUCCAGGCUUUCCCAUGUUCAAGCUUCAUCAGCUCAAAAAGCUGCUCAACCUCAAAAUGCUGAUAACUCUUCCAGUCAACAAGUGGCGGGACCUCAACAGCUCGUAGAAAUUAAAGCGCCUCCAGCGCCAAGUGUUUCAGUGAGUCGAAAUCAUGCUACAUCGUCGACAACAACAGUUCAAGAGCCUGACAUUCCAUCUGUCAGUCCCCAAGAAAAACCAGGCCAUAUCGCCUCAUCUCAUACUCCCGCUACUCCUGGGCGCAGCGGCACCUCCGGUGAUUCAAAUGACCAGGCGCGUAGUUCAAAUCCUUUUGUUCAACCAGGUGUGUCGGUGUCUUCUUCUGUAUCGAACCCCCCGAAUGGUCAAACCUUGCCGACCGAUAGAGUUGUCUCGAGUGCCGCUGCUAUACAUCCCACAACUCAUCGAGCUGCUUCGGAUGGCGGUGAUGGCAUAGGAGGGAAUGGUACGGCAGGGGAGAUGGGUAGUACUGGGGGAUCAGAUUCUACAGGUAGUUCUACGUCCCUACCGCACCCUCCUCCCCCAGCACAGCUAGAACCCUUACCUGCUAGCCACGAUGUUACUGCAGUUCCUGAACUACCCAAGGAAGUGGUUCCGGAGAAGAAAGUUACCGUUAUUAAAGCGCCAGAGCCUAUUACGCCUAAAAUAGCUGAAGGAACUAAUAAACUUGAGGGUACACCCAUCCACGGCGGCACACUUGGAGUAAAUCCGAUGCAGGACAAUAAUCAAAAUACGGAAAAGUCUCCCAGCCCGGUAGUUGUAACCUCUGUUCAAGUUGUGUCUCCUGGUAGCGAUCAUCAGAACCCGCAAGGGUCUGAAGCUGAUCAAAGCCCUCAUGCAGUUGGUGGUAACGAUUCUGUUGCAUCUUCUGACUCAUCAGUUCAAGAUCCUGUUCUGACGCAACAGCAUGUUACUCAAUCGACGUAUAUGUCUCAAUCCCCGAGCUCUCCCUCCAGUGCUGCAACACCUGAAGUAACUGGCACGCAAGGUGACCUCGGCGCGGAUAUAUCAGCAGUGGUUCAGCCGGCUUUACAGACUGUUGCACCUCCAGAUGCCGUAGACACUCCGACGUUGACUGUUGAACCUCAAGUUCAGCCAGCGCAUUCGCCGACAGCUUCUUCCCGCAGUUCUGCAGCCCCUGCACCCCCUGUUCCUCUAGGUGAUCCGGGUGGGAGUUCACAGGGUGAUGCUUCUUCAGGUCGACAGCCUGCUGUCUCUACAGACACUCUUGUCACUCAAUCCCCAAGUGUAACAGAAUCAGUAUUUCAGCCUUCGAGUGUCCUUGCUCCCUCUGGUUCCUCUAGUCCGGAUAGUAAUCAGGGGUCUUCUCAACACGGUCAACAAAAUGGAUUAAGUUCUACGACCACAUCAGACACCGGCACAACCAUGAAAUUACCUGGCCAGGGCGUUGAUCCUGGAAGUGGGGAGGCGGCAGGCGGUACGGAUGGCCAUUCCCAGGACAAUUUAGAUUCUCAACCUCAUGCGCAAUCGCCCAAUCCAAGUGAUCUAGUCGCAGCCCGUACAUCGUCACUUGGUGGUGGUUCACCGCUUAGUCCGGCCCUUACACUCCAAUCGUCGCCUCAAGGAAAUUCAAAUGAUCAAAGUGCAGGUACAAGCGACGAAAGCACUACAACGGUUUCACAAUAUGAUGCUUCAGCAUCAGCGGGUGGAGCUGAUGCUGCAGGAAAACAAGCUCAACAAAGUGUUGACAAUAAUGAUAAUGCGUCGCAAGGCCAGCCAGGUCCGACGCUGUCUGUUCCUACGCCACCUCCCCCCAGUGCUCCAGAACCCACCACUGCUGAUACGCCAAGUGACAGCGAUACCGGUUCAAAAAACAAUAGUACCCUAACUCAAGAGCCUGCUUUACCUCAAGGUUCAGGUGUUCAACCUCCAGGGUCCUCGUCAUCUGAAAUCUCUGAUAGUGAUAGUGAUCCAGUCGCACCGGGGUCCAACGGUGAUCAAGGGAGUCCCGGCGCAGGGACUCUGCAGCCAUCGCCACAGCCAGGUCACUCAGAUCCACAGGGUGUUAAACAAGAACCCACACAAGCGACUUCCUCCCCAGACUCCGCUACCAGCCCUACUACAAUCCCUGCCCCAAGUUCUCAGCCAGGUAAGGCAGAUGGCGGGGAUCAGGGUCUAAAGAGCAACUCGAAUCCAGCUCAACCGGAUGUUACCUCUCAAGCCGCUGCGCUCAGUCAACUUGCAAGUGUUUCAGACUCAGUUUCUUCUCCAUAUGGCACCCUUAGUUCAGCUACGGUUCAGCAACCUAAUGCCCAGUUGGCUGCUCAAGAUAAUCAACAAAGUGCUCACGGCUCACACCAAAGUUUAAGCGCCACAAAGAUGAGUGCGCCACCUGUACAGUCUUCCGAUUCAGAUGUCAAUGACGUUUCUGGAGUGGUUGGGGCGAGUUCAAUAGUUCAGCCGCCGGAUCCGAACAUAGAAAUUUCAUUCGAAGUUGGGAAGUUCGAUGAUACUUUAAGCGACGCAAAUUCCAAUGCACUACAGGAUCAGGCAACCAACAAAGCUCCGAAUGUCAUCUUCGAUAUAAUUAAGCCGACUUUUGCAAAUUAUGGCGAAGAUUCUCCGGCAACUCCAUCAUUGACCCCACCCGUCGGUCUUCAUCGAGACUACGAUGCAAUUAAUGAUGUGUCGGAUGAAACAAAGGAAACGCGAUCUAAUACGGAAGACAGUGUGGAUCUAUUCAUAGAUGUGCUGAAGCAUCCCCCGUCCCAGCCUUUAGCGGAGUAUGAUCCUGAAUAUAUCCAUGCUGCGCCGAAAUUAGGGCGCCCUAAAGUUGACGAUUUAGAUGAUCUUGCGCUGAAGGAUGCUGAGGGUGCAAAAAUGUAUACCCCCCUGGCCGUGUUUCCCGGGCAAUCCCCGUUUGAUGACAACCCAAACGUCUGCCAAGCUCCCUGGUACGUCCCCGAGCAUUCCAAAAAUCUCAUCCCUCCGAUCGUAACCCCUCCCCCAGUCACCGAUCAUCUGCAUUCUCCCAAAACGGUCCGAGAAAUGCUCUAUUGGCUGGUCGGCGUUGUCGAAUUAGGGUACAUUGGUUUUAUUCGGAAGCAUGUUGAUGUAGUUUUGGAUGAUGUUAAUACGGACUCCUUCCUGCCUACUAAUGUGCUCUUAGUCACCAGGAAUCUUACAACCGUCACCUCACACGAGAUCUCCCAAACCCUCACCGCGGCGUGUCACUAUGCGGCUAAAGUUCUACACAGGCUUAAACAUAGAGACGUUUCGAACGAGACUUCAAUUCCCGAGUUCAAUGCAGAGUAUCGCAAUUAUUAUUACUCCUCUGACCCCGACGGGCUUCUCUGCCAGCUGCGUGACUAUGUCUACGCCGCGCACCACCAGUUGAUGUUCCUAAGGUCGCAAUGUGGUCGCGAUAAAUUCCGUGGUGGGUGGAAGAGUUAUGAGUAUAGCAGUGGUAUCAAGGAGCAAUCUCCCCUCCAGGCGUUCCUGACCGACAGCUGGGACUCCACCUU
Babesia bigemina is the source of this 4088-nucleotide messenger RNA. RefSeq lists its product as hypothetical. The record is from RefSeq and is a predicted model, not a curated record. NCBI's taxonomy places the organism in Eukaryota, Apicomplexa, Aconoidasida, Piroplasmida, Babesiidae. The annotation marks the transcript as partial. The transcript has a single exon.